Molecule: messenger RNA, 2541 nt
Organism: Mesoplodon densirostris (Blainville's beaked whale)
Lineage: Eukaryota; Metazoa; Chordata; Mammalia; Artiodactyla; Ziphiidae
Gene: AKAP13
Product: A-kinase anchoring protein 13
Exons: 15
Coding region: 1-2541 (846 amino acids)
Biological process (GO): viral process; adrenergic receptor signaling pathway; regulation of Rho protein signal transduction
Cellular component (GO): membrane; actin cytoskeleton
Molecular function (GO): guanyl-nucleotide exchange factor activity; structural molecule activity; MAP kinase scaffold activity
Source: RefSeq, a predicted model, not a curated record
AUGGGCUGUGCUCCAUCUUUCUGGAAAUGUCCGUUCAUCUUCAGAAAGUCUCCUACCUCCUCUCGAGUGAGGGCUCCCAGAGGUUGCAGUGCUUUUGUCCACAAAGGCUGUAGAGAAAGUCUGGCCUCCUGUGCAAAGGUCAAAAUGAAGCAGCCCAAAGGGAGCCUUCAAGCACAUGACACAUCUUCGCUGCCCACGGUCAUUAUGAGAAACAAGUCCUCCCAGCCCAAGGAGCGCCCUCGGUCCGCAGUCCUCCUGGCCGAUGAAACCACUGCCGCCCCCAUGUUUGCUAACAGACGGUCCCAGCAGAGUGUGUCGCUCUCCAAAAGUGUCUCCAUUCAGAACAUUGCUGGAGUUGGCAAUGAUGAGAACAUAUCAAACACCUGGAAAUUCCUGUCUCAUUCAACAGACUCACGAAAUAAAAUCAGCAAGGUCAAUAAGUCAACAGAGUCCCUUACUGAUGAGGGAGUAGGCACAGACAUGAAUGAAGGGCAGCUAAUGGGAGACUUUGAGAUUGAGUCCAAACAGCUGGAAGCAGAGUCCUGGAGUCAGAUAGUGGACAGCAAGUUUCUGAAACAGCAAAAGAAAGAUGUGGUCAUACGGCAAGAAGUGAUUUAUGAGCUGAUGCAGACGGAGUUCCACCACCUCCGCAUACUCAAGAUCAUGAGCGACGUGUACAGCCGUGGCAUGAGGGCCGACCUGCUCUUUGAGCAGCAGAUGGUGGAGAAGCUCUUCCCCUGUUUGGAUGAGCUGAUCAGUAUCCACAGCCAGUUCUUUCAGAGGAUCCUGGAGCGGAGGAAGGACUCUCUGGUGGAUGAAAGUGAAAAGGACUUUCUCAUCAAGAGGAUUGGGGAUGUGCUUGUGCACCAGUUUUCAGGAGAGAACGCAGAACGCUUAAAGAAGACAUACGGCAAGUUUUGUGGGCAGCACAACCAGUCUGUAAACUACUUCAAAGACCUCUAUGCCAAGGAUAAGCGUUUUCAGGCCUUUGUGAAGAAGAAGAUGAGCAGUUCAGUCGUACGGAGGCUUGGAAUCCCAGAGUGUAUAUUGCUUGUAACCCAACGGAUCACCAAAUACCCGGUUUUGUUCCAAAGAAUAUUGCAGUGUACCAAAGACAGUGAAGUGGAACAGGAAGAUCUAGUUCAGUCCCUGGGCCUGGUGAAGGAUGUGAUUGGAGCUGUGGACAGCAAAGUGGCGAGUUAUGAAAAGAAGGUCCGUCUCAAUGAAAUUUAUACAAAGACAGAUAGCAAGUCGAUCAUGAGAAUGAAGAGUGGUCAGAUGUUUGCCAAGGAGGAUCUGAAGUGGAAGAAGCUCGUGCGGGAUGGGAGCGUGUUUCUGAAGAGCACAACAGGGAGGCGGAAAGAGGUUCAAGCGGUCCUGCUUACUGACGUUUUAGUUUUCCUUCAAGAAAAAUACCAGAAAUACGUCUUUGCGUCAUUGGACCAGAAGUCAACGGUGAUCUCCCUAAAGAAGCUGAUUGUAAGAGAGGUAGCACACGAGGAGAAAGGUUUAUUCCUAAUCAGUAUGGGGAUGAAAGAUCCAGAGAUGGUGGAAGUCCACGCCAGCUCCAAAGAGGAGCGGAACAGCUGGAUUCAGAUCAUCCAGGAUACGAUCAGCACCCUGAACAGAGAUGAAGAUGAAGGAAUUCCCAGUGAGAAUGAGGAAGAAAAGAAGAUGUUGGACACGAAAGCUCGGGAGUUAAAAGGUAAAGCUGGUGGAAGCGGUCUGAGGCUCUGUCUGGGGGCAUCUGCAGUCCCAUGGAGUCCCCGCUGCUCCUCCAUCCCAGAGCCGUCCCGGCAGGUAUCCCUGGACUCGCUGGAGCUGGACUCCGGCAAGUGGCGCCCGAACAGGGACCUGAAGGAGGAAGGUACAGUUAAUUUGGAUACAUGGGCUAAGGUAGGGGAUCAAUUAAAAACAUAUUAUUCACUUCAUGGUCCUGAAAAAGUUCCUGUAGAUACUUUUGCUCUGUGGAAUCUCAUUAGAGAUACCUUAGAUCCAGUACAAGAAAGACAGAGAAUACCUUAUAUGGGAACUCCAGAUGAAAGUACUCCCUUAAUACCUCCAAAGCCACCUCCUAAGAAAGUAUUGGCAGCUACAUUUGAAAAAUGUGAAAUAGAUGAUGAUGAUGAUGAGUUGUCCCCUCAGGAUCAACAAGACCUGGAGGAGGCUGCUGCUGCUUAUCAUAGAGAGCCAGAUCCUUGGGAUUUUCCUGUUAUUAAUUCUGAGAGAAAAACACCGUUGCCAAAAGUUAGUUAUCCUGCAUUACCAGAUUAUAAACAAGAGAUGCCUUUGAGACCACCUCCACCUCCUGCAACUAACAAAAUGAUUAAAAAUACAUUUAAUAUUAAGCCAAAGAUGCAUUCCAGAAGAAUGCAGGUCUUUGAUGAUCCAGAAUUUGCUGCUUGUUUCUCUGUAGGUUUUGAAGGAGCCUUUGAUGAUGGGGUGACAUGGGAACCUCUGCCUUAUAAGAUUCUCAAAGAAUUAAAGGCUGCAUAUGCUGAUUAUGGACCAUUAGCUCCCUAUACACUCACUUUUUGCUAG